AUGUUUGUGGAGCAAGAAUAUGAAGAACAUAUUUUUGCGAGUAGCUCUGAAAUGGAAAACUUCAGUUCAGAAGACGAAGAAGAUUUAGUGGAUAAUUGCUGGGACGAUGAAACGGAUGAUCAAUGCCAGUAUAGUGAAGAUAAUUUGUCAAAUGAAGACGAUGAUGAAUAUGUUUUAUCGAGUGAUUUAUCUCAAACACAAAGAGCAACAUUUUCUGGUAUCCGGGUGUUCCACAAAGUCAAUCCAAAACGAUGA
Molecule: messenger RNA, 255 nt
Organism: Didymodactylos carnosus
Lineage: Eukaryota; Metazoa; Rotifera; Eurotatoria; Philodinida; Philodinidae
Source: the annotation of a GenBank genome assembly